Messenger RNA from Mycosarcoma maydis (corn smut), 540 nucleotides. RefSeq lists its product as uncharacterized. The record is from RefSeq and is a predicted model, not a curated record. Gene Ontology annotation, molecular function: acyltransferase activity, transferring groups other than amino-acyl groups. The coding region runs from base 1 to 540 and encodes 179 amino acids. The transcript has 2 exons. NCBI's taxonomy places the organism in Eukaryota, Fungi, Basidiomycota, Ustilaginomycetes, Ustilaginales.
AUGCGAAUCAUACAGUACAUGAACACGCUCCUUGGGUACGCUCUCACGCACGAUCAAGCAGAUCAGACGAUGUCGCCAGACUCCCUAACUGUUACUGAGGUGACCUGGGAUCAUCCCGAUGCACGCAAGCUCCGAGAACAGCAGCGAAUCGACAUUGCAGAUCGCUACGAGAACGUGGAUUCGGAACCAGGCACUCCACCCUCCGCCGCCGAUGUGAUAUGUUUCUGUGUGGCCUAUCAGAACGGCAUUGCCAUGGGGUGCGCUGGGCUUCGAAGGCUAGAUCAAGGCUCGGCAGAACUCAAGCGAAUGUUUGUCACCAAGGAGGCCCGCGGACGAGGUGCGGCCAAUGCCAUUCUUGCUUUUCUUGAGCAAAAGUCUUUGGCUCUUGGCAUCCAUCGUCUGCUGCUCGAAACCGGAGACAGACUGGUAGAGGCACAGCGCUUCUACAGACGCAGUGGUUUUCGCGUCACUCCCAACUUUGGCUACUAUCAAGGCAUUCAGUCUUCCAUUUGCAUGGAGAAGAUCUUAUCUGAACCAUGA